AGUGGCCGAACAACAGUCCUAACCUCUUAGGGAUACACUCUUUGUCGGUGUUGUAAAAAGUACUUCUUCUAUUUUCGCGUAGUUUCCCAAAUUCCGCCAAAAUGCCUUUCAAUGUAAUGAUACAGCUGUGUAACAUCACAAGACAGAGUAAACUAUUUCAGAGAAAUUUCUUCCUUCCAUUGCUCAAGCCCCUAUCACCAAAAGACGCACUUCGGAUACACAUCAUAACUGGUAAAGAUGUCUUGGUCAAGGCAAUUGAGCAUUGGAUUCCAGUUUUGGAAGAGUACGCCUGUCGGGUGCAAAGAAGAAGACAUAUGCCUAAGGGGAAAGGCAAAAAACGACAACGGAAAAAGGAAUCGAUGAAAUACGUGAUGCCCUUUUUCGAUGACAUGAUGGAAAAUCAUCCGAAACUUGAAAAUUUGAUUAUACGAAAACCAAAGGGUCGCGGCCAAUGUUACACUUAUUAUAUCCCCGAGAAAAAGUGUACCCUGGUCCUGACUUAUCAAAUGGAGAAAGCUAUUAGAGACAAAGAUAUCGUUGAUAUCGUAAUUGCACAAAGACACGAGAAAAUACUGGUGAAAAUGAGAGACGGAACUAAGGUGGUAAUGCCCCUUUGCCCUUACAAUGGCCACGCGCCAUUCUACCGAGGAGAAGGAUGGACCCGCAAAGACAUUGAGGAAUACCAUCAUCACGGACGGGAGACAUUCUCCAUUGCUCAAUUGUUCGAAGCGAAAGAGGCGGGAAUAGAAGAAUGGGAGCUGGAAAUGAUGCGGAUGGCCAACAAGCGGAAAAAGAAAAUGAAAGGAGAAGACUCCAGGGAUUGGAAGGAUAUGUUAAAUUCCACAGUAAACAACAUGGAUUGGGAUGCGUUUGAAGAAGAAUCCAAACAAAUCGUUGCCGAAUCAAAUGAUCCGGUAGACGACGAACCAAUUUCCAUGCAACUGGAUGACAUAGAAAAAACAUGCGAUGUAAAUGAAAAGCUAAAGGCGGCAGGUGACGAAAUAAUGUCUCUUUUACCAACGAUGCCCGAGAUUCCGCAAAUCCUUAAAGUCAUGAAGGACCAAAGUGAAUUUACAGAAAUUGCAAAUAUUUCCGGGGCACGGGUCAGCUUGUCUGCCGGCAGUGACCGAUUUGUCCCAGGUCAAAUGGUGACAUCAGAGGACGGCGAGUUAUUUGUGCCCGGACAAACUGUUGUAAACGAGUCAGGUGAUAAGGAGUACACACCUGGCUUUACGGUAUUAUUAGAUAACGAGCCCACUCUAAUUCCCGGCUUGGUAAUGGGCAACGAUCCCGACAAAUCCAUGUUCUUGCCAGGAGAAUCAACUAUUACAGAGGCUGGCGAAUUACAGUUCGCCGCGACAGAAGACGACAUCAUUCCACAUCCGCCAACUCCGCCCCCCGAGGAGAAGGAGGUGGAAGAAGUUGAGUUGGAAGAGGAUCAGAAUAGUGAAGAAGAGGAGGUCGAACAGAGACCGCCCCCAAAACGGGAAAGGAAAGAGCUCACUUACGAGCGACCUAAGCGCGAGUUCAAUACGGAAAAUAUGGGUCCCAAACAUCGUGUGCGUGGUCCGAAAAAAGUAGCCCCGGUCGUGAUAAAAACAGAAGAAACCCCUGAUCCGGUUCGACGCAAAACCAUAAUAGAUGCAAAGAUUUUCGAUCUUCAAACUCCAACGUUCGAAAAAGACUUUUUAGAACAGGAAAAGGAACGAGUUGAAGCUUUCAAAGAGAAAUCGGGCAAGGAGGAAGCAAAGGUCGAUAAACAACGCCGCGAAAUAAAGCUAAAAGUGAAGAAAUUAGUAGACAGUAGACCUCCACCUCCAAAAUAUGAACCUCUAGAACCGGUGAGAAAAAGCGAAAAAUUGCGUGAAUUCGAGAAAAGCAUCAAAAGAGGAAAGUUCUUCGACGUUGAUUAUAAAAAGUACUUGACCAAGGAAUACACCGGUCAGUUCCAUUGGUUGGACACAUACCAAUAUAGAAAUACCUUCGAUACGGUGGGGAUUAUGCGUCAUCGUAUCUGGAAAUCCGUCUAUUAA
This is a messenger RNA of Dendroctonus ponderosae (mountain pine beetle), 2033 nucleotides long. RefSeq lists its product as uncharacterized. The coding region runs from base 102 to 2033 and encodes 643 amino acids. The record is from RefSeq and is a predicted model, not a curated record. Lineage: Eukaryota; Metazoa; Arthropoda; Insecta; Coleoptera; Curculionidae. The transcript has 2 exons.